GGAGCAGAGGAGCCUGUAGAACUGCCAAGACAUCUUGUUGAUCUGCUUUGGGCUUCAGCAACGAUAUCAAACCGGAAAUUCCAGUCUGUAAAGAGGAAGCCAAACAGGGCGGAAAGUUGGGGAUACUGAAAUGAUACAAAACCAUCGCCGAUACCUUCACUGUUGUUAGCACUGAUCGAUGACUUGUUGACAUCUGUCUGAUACGACUCUUUGUUUACAUCUCAUUGGUGGCAUGAGGACCAUCAGCCAUCGCGAUGCCCGAUGAUGAUGAACAAAACCACCGACGGUCUGCGGCACCAAACUAUGCAGACCCGGAUUCAGACCUAGACUCGGACCUUCAUUCGAUCAAAUCCCCAUCUCACCCCCCGUUGCCAAGUCUAACAACAACAACCUCAGGUAGUCCGGUACGUGCCACCACACAAACCUCUCCCAGAGGACUACAAUCCCCCCUAGGCUUCGGCUCCCCCCCACAAGGCUCCUCAAGUAACCUUGAAGAACGACAACUCAUCUCACAUCCUCAGACACCACCCAAUCAUCCUCAAAGCGGACGAAACCGCUAUGCUCUCCACCAGCACGGCAGCCGCUCGCCCUCACCCUCACCCUCAUCCCAUCACCUACCGCCACCAGCAGCUUCGACGCUCUAUCACCUCGUCGGAGGCCUAGGCUUAGGACCCUCUUCACCACUCUCUCCGUUCCGUAGGCAAUUCUCCGCCCCUCUCCAGGCCGUCCGCUCAUCGUCUCGGGCCCCCAGCUUUGCCAGCAUCGCCGGCUCCCAUCCCGGUUCCGGUUACGGUUACGGCUCCGGCUCCGGCAACUCCUUCUUCACUCACGUCAACGACAGCCGUGGUACGGUUCAUCACCUUGCGGUAAAGGAUGACGACAACGACAACACCCUCUCUUUUCACGCCGAUGACGAGUUAAGCGAUGAUGACGACCAGCACAAGCAGUACCCGCGAGUACGGGCGGACACUGCUGCUGCUAACAAGGCAGAAGACGACAAGCUCACACAGGACAGCAAAGAUGUGCUUGUGGAACGGUUGACGGAUUUAAUUCACCAUUUGCAGGAGGCCAAGGAACCGACGGUUACGAGCCAUGGUGUUCUUAGCGAUGUCAGUAUCAGCGAGUUGCACGCCAAGGUGGAUGAGAUGGAAGCUGUCCUCAACGGGAAGGGAACAGGGACCGGACUUAGGGGUAUUGACAGUGGUGAUGGUCCUGCGGGUGCUGCGGGUGUUACUGGUGGUUUGAGGGUGACGAAACGGCCUGUUAGGCCAUCAGCGAGGAGGUCAAGACGUUCACAGGCUUCUUCUCCAAGACCAGAGGAAAAUGGAGGUGAAAGCGAGAGCGGUGGAGAGGGAGACAAGGAGGAGGGGGAGGAGCAACUUCACUCGCCUCUAAAGGACAUUCGUGCCUUUGAGUCGUCAGCAGCAGCAGCUGCUGCUACUGCCCCAGGUUGGUUAGCUAAGAAUUUUUCGGGAUCAGAGCCUUCACCGCCUGAGUCACGGGCGCACUCACCGUCGCCUUCAUCGAAAGUUCAUUUGAAGCUGGCGGAAGCUGCUGAGAUUACACCUUCUGUUGGCGCUGGUACUGCAUCAGUGUCUGUUGCUGCAGUGGAAGUGGAGGCAGUAAAGCGACGGGGUGCUGAAACAGAGCGCAUCGCGGCCGAAUCUGAGAAGCUAGCUGCUCAGCUGGAGGCAGUCCUGAAAAGCCUAGAGACGAGGAGAGAGGAAUCAAAUCACGUCCACGCCCUUCUAGUAGAGAGAGCCGAAGCGGCCGCCUCUCGCAUCCUCGAACUAGAGAAGGAAGUUCUCGAUCUCCUGCAAAUGCAAAACAGAGAAGACGAAGUCUCCUACCAAGAAUCCGAACUCAAGCACCUCCGUCUCGAACUUCGCGCCAUCGAGACCCUCGUCAACGAAUUCCUCCCGCCCGUCGAGGCCGCUGAUCCAGAACUGGUCCGGAGCAUCGAGAACUGGAAGGCUGAUUGGAAGAGAUUGAGAGAUCAGAUGUUGUCCAAAAGCCGCCGUACGAGUAAGAGCAAGAGCGAGAUUAACCAUCAUCUCCGACAACACGAGACGGAUCCUGAGGGACAGAAUGAAAGGCCGAGAGAUGAGAAGAAGAAGGAUACGAAGCAUGAGCAUGAGCAUGAGCUCCACAAGGAGAAGGAGGAGGUCAAGGCCUAUGAAACGCAUGAGCUAUCAGUUGUCGAGGAAGUCACGGAGGAGUCGUUGAGGCAGGGCCAUCAUUAUCAUUAUCAUCCUCAUCAUCAUCAUCAUCAGCAGCAGCAGCAGCAGCAGCAGCAGCAGCAGCCUGAGAGCAACGGUCGAGCUGUUCUUGGUAGUGGUGUUGACGGACUAGAAGAAGAAGGCAGCACAGGAGAAAGUGUCAUGAACUCACAUGGUCCACCAGCUCAUGCAGCACGGGUAUCAAGGACUGGGGCUUAGGUACUCUCAUCCGCGACAUCCUCGUCGUCGUCGUCGUAUGCGGCUGUCGUCCAGCGACAGCGGCAACGGCAGGGUCAACAGCAACGGC
Molecule: messenger RNA, 2526 nt
Organism: Neurospora hispaniola
Lineage: Eukaryota; Fungi; Ascomycota; Sordariomycetes; Sordariales; Sordariaceae
Exons: 3
Coding region: 255-2438 (727 amino acids)
Source: RefSeq, a predicted model, not a curated record